Tetrahymena thermophila SB210 is the source of this 1944-nucleotide messenger RNA. RefSeq names its product dual specificity phosphatase domain protein. Gene Ontology annotation, cellular component: chloroplast. Gene Ontology annotation, biological process: protein dephosphorylation; starch catabolic process. Gene Ontology annotation, molecular function: carbohydrate phosphatase activity; protein tyrosine/serine/threonine phosphatase activity; starch binding. NCBI's taxonomy places the organism in Eukaryota, Ciliophora, Oligohymenophorea, Hymenostomatida, Tetrahymenidae. The record is from RefSeq and is a predicted model, not a curated record. The transcript has 5 exons.
AUGAAUCAUACUCUUAACAUUCAAUUCAAGAUUCAUUACCAAACUUACUAUUCUUAUUCCCUUUACAUCUCGGGAAGCUCCAAAGAGCUUGGAUGUUGGGAUCCUAAUUAAGCCAUCCGCCUGAAUUGGGUUCAAGGAAAUUGGUGGACCACUAGCGCAAUUACAAUCUCAGAAGGAUCACAUGACUAUAAAUAUUUUGUUGCAAAAUAUGACAAUCCUACUUAGGACAUGAAGUGGGAAUAGGGCCCAAAUAGAUCAAUCAACACUAAAGGCUAUCAAAAGAAAAAUAUAGAGAUAAGUGACGUUUGGGAAUACAAAAAAGUUAUUUUGCGUCUCUUUGAAAGCACUAGAAUUAUUUCAUGCGAUUCUCCCAACUGCAUAUCAUAAAAGUGUCCUUAAUUAUAAAAAUCCUUAUCUACACCUCCAAAGUUAAACAAUCAUAAUUCUUAGGAUUCAAAACAAAGUUUGAUUGAUAAUUAGCUUGUCGUUUAGUAAUCACGUGAACAUAGCUCCUCGAUUUCUUCUAAUUCCACCUAAGCCAGCGAAGAAAGCAGCGGUUCUCCAGGUACACCUGAAAAAUUUGGAAGCAGUGGCAAUCUCAUUAAGGAGCGCUAUUAUGUAACUGCAAACAUCGAGUCAAUGGGAAACAUGAUUAAGCUUUAGAAAAUGAAAAAAUACACUUAUAGAUCAUAAGCUAAUACAGCUUCUAAUUGCUCAGAAUAAAAGGAAAUAGUUUUUUGGGAAAAACAAUUUUUAGUGAAAGCAAGUCAGUAAAAUUUGAAAUAUAAGUACGCUUACAAAAGCGAAGCAUAAUAUAAUGAUUAAAUGGAAAGAAAAUCCCAUAAAAUAAAUUUCUCUAAAAAUGAUGUUGAUUAUUAAGGAGCAUUCUGUAUUAAUGACAAAUGGCAAAUGAACUAAUUCAACUUUGACAAGAUCACUGACAAUAUUAGUUUAGGACCUUACCCUGAAAAUUAAGAGCAAAUUAAAAUGCUUGCUUAAUCUGGAGUUAAGGCUGUUUUCAAUCUUCAAACAGAACAAGACAUGGAAUAUCAUGGAACAAACUGGGAAAGUAUUAAAAAGCUUUACUCUAGCAAUGGAAUUAAAGUCAUUCAUUACCCUGUUACUGAUAUGGACGUUCAUGACAUGGCUUACAAACUCCAUGAUGCAGUCGAUAAAUUCGCAAUGGCCAUCGAAAAAUGGAACCACGUUUACAUUCAUUGCACAUCAGGUAUAUACAGAUCUCCUUAGGUUAUUGUGGCAUAUUUGAAUCUCUAUCACGAAAUAGAUGUCAAUAAAGCCAUCUCACAAGUUGAAUCAAAAAGACCUAUCACAAAGAAAAACAGAGAUUAUCUUCGUCAAGUGUAUGCUAUUAAAGGAGGAUAUGGAAAGAUCAUCAGAUAAAUAAACUGCCAAAUACUUGAAGAAAGUAAUAGAAAAAGCAAAAGUCCUUCAACUAACUAAUUCUCUCCUUUACUCAAAAUAGAUCCAAAAGUCUCAAAGGUACAUCAUAACCUCUAAAAGCUUUCUAAAGCCAGCUCUGUUCAAAUUGAAUCCAAUGAGAAAAUAUGCUAACACAAUUCUUCUAACAAAUAAGUAGAACAAAAUAUCAAAUCGCAUCAUAAUGUGCAGUAAUAAUAUUUUAAAUAAUAACAAAAACAGUAAAACAUCUUCCACUAGCAAUAUUAAUAGUAAAUGCUUUUAUAACAGCACUACUACUCACUCGAGGAAAUACAAACCAUCAGAAGAAAAUAUUUAAAGCAGUAAUAGAAAGCAUCACUCUCCUCCUUAAGUAUCCACUUUUAAAAUAUAAAUAAAGAAAGCUAAGCAUUAAGAGACAUUAGCUUCUGGGAUAAAUAGCCCAUCUAAAAAGAACUGUCAAGAAGAAGACACUCUUUAAUAAAUUCUUUUUAAUAUGAAAGCAAUUCUCCCUAAAUAUGGGCAUGA